Molecule: messenger RNA, 1029 nt
Organism: Seminavis robusta
Lineage: Eukaryota; Bacillariophyta; Bacillariophyceae; Naviculales; Naviculaceae
Source: the annotation of a GenBank genome assembly
AUCGACUCCCGAGCUCUGCACAAGGAUUGGUACCGCGACAGACAACCGUAUCUUUUUGAUCAAAUCUUCUCUCUCCAUCCAACAGAGACCUCCUCUCACAAUUUCAAAAAUCUCCAGAGCAAACACAAAGUUUCGAGAACCCAUCUCUUUUCCUUUCCUUGCAAGCAAUCCUCCUUCAAAAAUGACCAUUGAUAUCCGCAAAAACUCCGCAAUGAUGAGCCAAGCCGAAUGGCUCCGAGCUUCCGAAGUCCUCAAGUUGAUCCGAGAUUUCGGAACCACCGAUGCCAGCAAAUACUACAGCCAGUCGAUCGAUGAGCUUGGUCAAGGAAACUACCGUGGAGCCAUUAACUUGUCGUGGGUGGCCUUUGACGAAACGCCCAAGGGAUGCUACCUGCGAUUCCACACCUUCCAGCAUCACUGCCGUGUUCUCAUUGGCAACGGCUCUCUCGUUUCUCUCCAAGACAUGAUCUACCUCCAUCAAGUUGCUCAAGACAAACAAGAAGAGACCUUGUGCCGUGUCGAGGCAUUGCAGGUCUUGGGAGAGCUCAAGGGUAUUGUCGUCGGGGACGUUGGCGCCUCAGUGGUGUUUUCGAAAAUGGCACUGGAAGUGGCCAAUCAAGCCACGCCACGAGAACUAGAGCAGAAGAUUUUCCUCAACAGCGAGUAUGAUGUCUCUGUCGGAGAAAUCCUGGAAGAGUUUUCGUUGCGAUGCCUGGCCAUGCUGGAUGCUAACAAGACGGCUACCGUCGGUGUCAUCGAAAAGGCUCCCUUCGUCGUUCGGUCAUCCUUCGAUUUCGGAACAUCCCUCGAGGAAACGAAAAUGGAACACCCUGAAGGGUUCUAACUAAGCAUCAAAGUUAGCAAGGGAAGCCCUACCGAGACAUGUUGUUGACCAAGAAGACUUGGAUGGCUUGGGCGGAACCUUCGUGCGAGCGAGUUGCAUGUUGGUACCGGUACCGUAUGAGUAAACUGAAGCGAAUCGUUAAUUAAAUGAGCAAGUCAUUACUAAUAACCUACAAUCAAAACACU